AAAAAUUGAAAGAGAAAGCCCAAAGUGGAGUGCAUAACCCAACUCUUCAACUUCUCCGCAGUGUGUGAAAUUACCAUUCUACCCAUCUGAAAGAUUCGAUAAUCGAAGGUGAAGAUUUGGCUAUGGCUUUUUCCUUGUAUAAUUAUCAAACAAAUUCUCACUGUUUACUGUUGCUGUGCCUGUCAUCGUUCUCUUCCUGUUGGUUGCCAUUGCAUUUCCGACCAAUUCAAUGACGGAACAGAUUAUGGAUGAAAUGGACAUUGAUGAUAUAGUAGAAGUUCCCGACACUCCCGAUAGACUAGCUACACAGCGGAUCAAUGGGAGGAGUGGCGUCAGAGAAGGAAAUCAGCGUUCAUCAUUUCCUUGUAAUAAUUCACUGCAGCAAAAAUUUCACGAACAAGGCUUUAAAGAAGAGCCAAUGGUAAUUGAGGGUGGAAGAAGAAAGCUUCCCCUGCAUCCUCCAAAACUUGCAAGCAGUUCUAGCAAUUCUCGAAAUCCCAUUAAUGCCACAGGGUUUACAUCGAAUACGAGUUCAUCUUCCUCGAGAAACGCACUCCUAUUUCGGAAAGGGGCGACCGAGAAGAACCCUAGUUUCCAAAAUCGUGUUUCCAAGUCUUCUUCUUGUCAAGACGAUAGUGUUAUAGAUCUUACAGAAAGGGAUCUGCAUAGACCUGGCAGUGGAAAUAUGCGAGCUGAGUUCGGGAAAAGAUCAGGAUUGGCUAAUGGGGCUUCUUCGUUGCAUGGGUUGACGAAUUUUUCAACUAGGUCAUGCAAUGAAAAAAGAGACGGUGUGAGUGGAGGUGGUUCAAGUACCGUCUUUGGAGAAAGACUCGAUUUUGUUGUUAAUAAUCAGAAAAAACCUGUUAAUAAUGGUUUUCUCUCUCGUGAUCCGAUUUCCUCGCCUAAAGUGAAUAAGCAAAAGAGAUUGGUACGAAAUGGAUGUAUAUCUCCCAAUAACAUAGCCAAGGCUGAGCAGUUGUCUGGAAAGGAUAUUAAUGGCUCUGUAGGUGUUGCAUGUUGCAAUAAUGGCUCUGUAGUGUCGAGUGCUCCACCUAUUUCUGUUGAUAUAAGGGAAUUGGUUGCUGAAGAUAGAAAGGGCAAAGGAGCGUUAAAUCAUUCAUGGUCAUCAAAGGGAUCUGAUAUAAAAAAUAAGAUUCCGUAUGGCAGGAGCUCUACCGGAUUCGAUAAGAAUGCUUUUGGAAGCAGUGAUCACAUCAGGGGUAAUGUAGGUAAAAGCAUUGAAGAAGUAAGUGGGUGGAGAAGCACUCGUAAUCGAAGUAGCGAAAUAAAUCUCUUGUCACCUGAUACGGAACCGUUUUCGAUUAGGGAAACCGAAGGUCUGAGAUUUUCCAGUCAACUCCAUGAUAAUAGGCUGGAAAGAAAGGGGAAAGCAAUUAGUGUUCCAAAUGGUGAUAACUAUCCGAAGGAUGCAAAUUCAAUCUCUCCAAGUUUAAAUGGGCCUGGGACCCGCCUGGGACGAUUAAAUGGGCCCCGUUCUGUAGCAGACACAUUUAUCAAAAGGCAGAAGCAGGGUGAAUGCUCUACAUCAGUCUCUAGUGAUCAAGAAGUUGUGUUUCUUAGUUCUUCUCAAGAAGAAGCCAAUCCGAAAUCUUAUAAUUCACGUAAUACAAACAAUUUACAACCAAUUAUUGAGGUUGAUGAAUCUUCUCCUGAAUUGAGACGUAACAAUGACCGUGAUGAAGAAGUUAGGGCAAGACAGGUUGAAGCGGAUGAAAUGAUGGCACUUGAACUACAAGAACAGUUUUACAGUGAAUUGCCUAUUUUUGGCGUUGGAGAGAUGGAUGAGAAUAUAGCACUGGCUUUGCAGAACCAGGAUGAUUCGAAUCUUGAUUUGCCUCGGGCAAGGCAUCCUUUAUUAGAUCCAGUACCAAUCCCCAAUCUGCAUGGACAAUCCCAGCCUCGUUCUUCGUCAAAUAUAACUCGUAGAGGAUCUCUAUCUCGAGCCGCGACAUCGGGGAGAAUGACUAGGCCAAGGAAUCGUUUUCCUGGACAACCUCGUACAAUGUUACCUUCUCGUCGAGGAAGAUCUUCCUUAUUCCCCGCAGACAUGGAUGUUGAUAUGAGAAUGCAUAUACUAGGAGCAUUAGAAGAGCUGAGUGGCUUGGAAGUUAGCCCUGGCAUGCUUCAAGCCAACCGUGAUUUUAAUGAGAAUGAUUAUGAAAUGCUAUUGGCUCUUGAUGAGAACAAUGAUCGCCAUGGUGGUGCAUCUACUCGUCAGAUUAACGGCCUCCCCCAAUCCACAGUUCAGAGUGAUAAUUUUGAAGCUUGUGCAAUUUGCCUUGAUACUCCAAUCAUCGGAGACACCAUCCGCCACCUCCCUUGUUUACACAAAUUUCACAAAGAUUGUAUCGAUCCAUGGCUGAGGAGGAAAACAUCUUGUCCAGUAUGCAAGUCAUCCGUAACCUAGGUGUGUUCGAGGAAUAGCAUUAUCAGUCCAAAAGUUGCCCUUUUUUGCAAAGAUUUUGAAUUGUAAAAAGAUCUUUAUUUAUUUGCCUAGUUUGUCGCAUAGAAAUUAGAAACACAAUAACGAUGCUCCUAUUUUCGUUUUUUGCAUAUUGGCAUUAUUGAAACAUAUGUACAUGCAUGAUGCAAAUCUUGUCAUCCAUGGAAAUUAUAAGUGAUUAGGUAUUGAAAAAGCUUUUGUACGGAUCGAAAGCUCUCCCGAGUUGGAGAAAUAAAGCUCGGUGUAUGAUCCCUCGGUUCCGAUUUCUAACUUUUUUCCUUUUAUGUUGGUUUUAAUUAAUUGAAACGCUUGAAUUAUGAAGUACUUAUUCAUCUGCCA
This is a messenger RNA of Erythranthe guttata (spotted monkey flower), 2803 nucleotides long. NCBI's taxonomy places the organism in Eukaryota, Viridiplantae, Streptophyta, Magnoliopsida, Lamiales, Phrymaceae. The record is from RefSeq and is a predicted model, not a curated record.